UUUAGAUAAGAGUACUUAGAACUUAGAAGUAUGUGCAUAUAUGUUUAGCUAUCAUAACUUUCCUUAUGUAUGUAGGGUUGAGAGCUGGGAGACACUGAUGAUGAGUGCUUUGGCCAGGCCGAUUACGUUUGCAGUGAUGCGUGCAAUGAAAAUAGCUGCUGCCACUUCAAUUGCUCGAAGAAGUCUACGGCAUCCAGAAUGCCUGACCGUCUCGACAAUUCUUCGAAUGAUGUCAUCUUCAGUCCAGUCCCAGCAGAAGUCAUCAACCAAACUGGUUCAUCUGGAAGAGGAUUCACAGUCAUCACGGAUCCGUAACAUUGGAAUCAUGGCUCACAUAGAUGCUGGAAAAACUACGACUACUGAGCGCAUGCUGUACUACUCUGGAUAUACGAAGUUUAUGGGUGAAGUGGACCAUGGUGACACAGUGAUGGACUACAUGAGCCAGGAGAGACAGCGAGGAAUAACAAUCACCUCAGCUGCAAUCACGCUAUUCUGGAAAAAACACAGAGUCAAUGUUAUUGACACACCAGGUCAUGUUGAUUUUACGCUUGAAGUAGAGCGUUCUCUGAGGGUGCUGGAUGGUGCUAUAGCCAUUUUGGAUGGUUCAGCUGGUGUGGAAGCGCAAACUCUAACUGUCUGGAAACAGGCAAACAGGUACGGAAUACCCCGCAUUAUAUUCCUGAACAAGAUGGAUAAGAAUAAUGCGGAUGUUAAUCCAUGCCUUCAAUCACUCAAGGACAAGCUAAACUGUGUUCCCAUACAAACCCAACUUCCCAUUGGGAAGGGUAAAAACUUCCAAGGUGUUGUUGAUCUCGUCUCCAUGGUAGCAUAUAAAUGGGAAGCCGGGAGUUCAGACGAUGGACAAAGCUACAUGCAGAGAAAUUUGAUGCCAAAAUCUGGAGAGCUAUUUGAUAACGCGUUGGACGCAAGGAACAAGAUGGUGGAAUGUAUAGCUGAUCUUGAUGAUGGCAUUGCAGAGCUAUUACUUUCCCGCGAGGAUGCGAACAAGAUCAGUGCAGAAGAACUGGAGUCGGGAAUGCGUAGGCUAACUCUUGCCAAUAAAGGUUUUCUCGUCUUUCUAGGAAGUUCGUUCAAGAAGAAAGGUGUUCAGAUGCUGCUGGACGCUGUUGUCAAGUAUUUACCUUCUCCAUUAGACAGAGACUACUCCUUUGCAAAGCAUUAUGAAGGAAACCUGUGUGCGCUUGCUUUUAAAAUUGCCUACGACAAACAGAGAGGACUACUCUCAUAUGUCAGAGUAUACUCUGGAUCCCUGGCGAGCAAAGCUGAGAUCUACAACAUGAACCGAGACUGCAGGGAACAUGUGCAACGAGUUUACGAACCUUACGCCGACGACCUCAAGGAAGUGCCUGCGGUUGCCGAGGGAAACAUCGCCGUGGUUACGGGCAUGAAGCAUACGGUAACAGGUGACACGCUCGUGACAAGUGCGGUCGUUGCCAAAGCGGCUCACAGGAAGGCUCAGGUGAAAAACAAAGAUGCCAGCUUGUCGUCGGUGCUGCCCGGCAUGAACGUGCCCGAUCCCGUGUUCUUUUGCACCAUCGAGCCUGCAUCUCUCUCACACCAGAAGCCUCUCGAGGUUGCUCUCGAACAUCUCCAGAAGGAGGACCCAAGCCUUCACGUAACGAUCGAUGCGGAUACGGGCCAGACCGUCCUCUCGGGAAUGGGCGAGCUCCAUCUGGACAUCAUCAUUGACAGGAUAAAGACGGAGUACAAGGUCGACUGCGACCUCGGUCCGCUGCAGGUCGCGUACCGGGAGACCGUCUUGACGGACGUGACGAAGACGCUGACGCUGGAUCGCACUCUCGGCAAUGUCCGACACCAGGUGUCGCUGACGCUGUCCUGCGUGCCGAUGCCGGACGCGGGCGUCGUCACGUCGGUCCGACUUGUAAACACCAAGGACAGCAACCUGGGAACGAUCCGCAGGGAUCACCUACAGGCGGUGGAGAGCGGCGCCGUGUCAGCAUGCAUGUACGGUCCAAUGCUUGGGUUCAAGGUCGUAGAUGUCGGCUUGAGGCUCCAUGCCAUCGAGGUUGGACGGGGAACCUCUGUAGCCAUGAUUGCGUCGUGUGCGUCCGAGUGUGCGUCUCAGGCCCUCCGUGAGGCUAAUAUGCAGCUGAUGGAGCCCGUGAUGCUACUAGAGAUCAGCGUCGAGGAGCGCCACCUACAUGGAGUUAUCGCCGACUUGUCGCGCCGGCGGAGUCACUUGUUGCAGAUUGAGCCGCGUGCGAAUUACCGCGUCGUGCACGCGAAGACGCCACUGUCGGAGCUGAUGGGCUACUCGACGGCAAUGCGCACUCUCACAUCGGGAACCGGCAGCUUCUCGAUCGAGCUCGAUAGCUAUCAGCCGAUGACACACGACGAGGAGGGCAGGGUGUACGAGCGUGUGACAGGGUUCACGCGUCCCAUCGGCUAGCUGGCUGUCCGUGCGUGUGUGCGUGCGUGCGUGCGUAUGGUGACACAGAAUGAACAGGGUGUGGGUGUACGAGCGUGUGACUGAGUUCACACGUCCCAUCGGCUAGCUGGCUGUCCGUGCGUACUGGCGUGCGUAUGGUGACACAGAAUGAACAGGGCAGGAUGUUCGAACGUGUGACAGGGUUCACGAGUCCCAUAUCAGCUAGUGGUGUGUUAAUAAAAAAUUUGUGCAAACACA
Messenger RNA from Priapulus caudatus, 2668 nucleotides. Its product is annotated as ribosome-releasing factor 2, mitochondrial-like. NCBI's taxonomy places the organism in Eukaryota, Metazoa, Priapulida, Priapulimorpha, Priapulimorphida, Priapulidae. The record is from RefSeq and is a predicted model, not a curated record. The transcript is spliced from 6 exons. The coding region runs from base 41 to 2431 and encodes 796 amino acids. Gene Ontology annotation, cellular component: mitochondrion. Gene Ontology annotation, molecular function: GTPase activity; GTP binding; translation elongation factor activity. Gene Ontology annotation, biological process: mitochondrial translation; ribosome disassembly.